Messenger RNA from Helobdella robusta, 324 nucleotides. RefSeq lists its product as hypothetical. The record is from RefSeq and is a predicted model, not a curated record. Lineage: Eukaryota; Metazoa; Annelida; Clitellata; Rhynchobdellida; Glossiphoniidae. The coding region runs from base 1 to 324 and encodes 107 amino acids. The transcript has 2 exons.
AUGGACGACGUUCUUGCUAAACAAUCAAACAACAGCACCAACUUGCUUCACACCUUUCUGACCAAUUCUGCUCGGACCAUGUACCCCUAUGAUUCGUGGGAGCAUUAUAAAGGGAAAAACUGCGUCACUAUUCGGAUAGGCAUUCGGGUUGCUGAUGGGUCCCCAGUAUGGACGAAAACGUGUCCAGUCUAUCCACUGAUGGGUCCACAGUGUGGACGAAACACGUGUCCAGUCUAUCCAAGCGAAUACUGUUCUUUUCAUUUUUCACUUCCGCUCACUGCUCUUCCUGCGCAACCGCAACUAGGUCUUAAAGAUCCGUUCUGA